ACCAGAUUUCAGAACGAGACAGAGCAAUUAAACCCAUCUCUUAAACGUAAAGAGUAGAAAUGCUGAUGCAGUGCUGCAGUAAACUUGCAUGAGGCCCACAAGAAGAUGAAGAUGAGAGCUCAAAGAUUUACCCAGCAAAGAAUCUUAUAGAGGAAUCACAAGACGCUAUCCCCAGUUCCCCACACCCUUUUUCUCCUGACAUAAAUCCAGAAAACAAAGUGAACUCCAGCCAAAAGUUUGCUCUUUUCCCAUAUCUCCUCUACCUUUUACCCACCUUUGCUUUUACUCAUAGCCUCUCUUUUUCCCUUUCUCUGUGAUUCUGUAUAUUCCCUCACACCAUGCCCUGAAAGGUUUCAAGAAUCAGGAGAAUGAGCUUCAGCCCAGCUGUGAAAGGACCAAAAAUGGUUCUGGAAUUCAAAGAGGCGUCUGGGUUCUGAGAAAGGCUUUGUUUUUUCUUCUGGGUUUUUGUUAAUUUUCACUCUUUUCUUGGAUUGCAAGUCUGGGCUUCACCGCCGGCAUUUCUGGUCCACCGACAGCUAUUUCUGAGGCCAUUAAGGGUUUCUUUCUGCACUGCAAUUUUGAGUUGUCUGAGUUAGAUGGUGGAAGAUAACAAUAACUAUUUCCUGUCUUUUUGCCCAUUGUUUGUGGUUCUUAUUUCUCCAGAGUUUAUGAGAGAUAGUUGAAUAGGAAACAAGUAAAACAUGGUUUGAAAAGUUAAAUUCUUUGGUGAUGGAGGGCUUGUGUUGGAAGGUUCUCUGUUAUGUUCCUUGGCUUGUAUCUUCACAUGCAUCCUCAAUGUGGUUUCGCUAUUCAAAACUUUGAAAUUGGGUAAUCCGUGAUCUGUAAUCAGUACGGCGCUUUGUCCUUUAGAAGAGUUCCAGCUUUGUUGUCAUCCAUUUUCUUCAGGUCCAAUCAUGAAAUCACUUGAUUGUAUACUGAGGAACCUGUCUUGCAUUCUAAAAGUUGUAAUCUUUGAGGCUAGAAUAGACAGAUAGUUUGCGGUUACAUCUGUGCAGCUCAUGGAGUGCCGCUCUGAGAAAGGCUCGAGUGGUCAGCAGACGAUGAACGGGAUAGAUGGUGGACGUACAUCAAAGCAAAGUUCAAAGUUUGGAGAUAGGCUGACGUUUGAGAAGCCCGAAGUUUCUAAUUUCAAUCGUGGUGCGUUAGAAAAUGUGGAUAUGGUUCCACCGAAACCUGCCAAGUUAAGCCAGAAGAAACGAGGUGAAAAGAAGGCAAGUGAUGAUGACGAGGUUGUUAGAUACAUGUCGAGUUUGCCAAGUUAUCUGCAAAGAGGAAAAAACCUGCAGGAGAAGGCUUUUAAUGUUGGGGUUCUUGAUUGGAGGCAUCUAGAGAGAUGGCAAAGUAAACACAAGCAAAUUCCUUCUAGCACUAGUGGAUUUUCACCGUCCAGCAGCAAUACGUCUUCGUUCUCCUCAACCGAAGAGUCAUCAUCCAAUUCUAGUAGCGGGCAUAGCUGCUCUCCUUCGAAUCACAGGAUGCAUCACCCUACACUGCAAUCUCAUCUAUUUUCCACUCAACACUCCUCUGAAACUGGUGAAAAGUUGCGGGACCUAAAACCUUGCCAAGCUAAACCCUUGAAAGUGCAACAAAGUGUCCCGAGUACACUUCAUGAUUCGGUUGAGAAAGUAGAGGAAUUGAGUAAACAUUCAGAGUGCCAUCAUGCUACUAAGACUAGGAAGUCACAAGAUAUAAAGGUUGAUAUCUCGAUAUCCAAAUCGAAGGGAAAGAUGAUGAUUCUAGACGGGGAACCUAUUAUGAAGGUAGACGAUAAGUUGUGUAGCUCACAAUGCAAUGCUGAUCCCGACUGCAAUACAGCAGCUGGCCUCCAUGUGUCUAAAGAUGCACAACGGUAUAGUUGUAGUUUAACGUCCAGCACAACUGAUUCAGCCAGGAAAAUAGAAGCAACCAGAAGAAGCUUUUCAAAUGGUAUUAAACUAUCAUCAAAACCAAAUGAACCUUCAAUCAGUCCCGGCAAAAGGUCAUCUACUCCUCCCAAAAGCUGGAACCUGCAGGGGAGGUCAGCUGGCGUGCUGCAAAAUCCAGCUAAGGUCAUAUCUUCUCGUGGAUCAAAUCCAAAAGAAGAAACUUUAGAACCUACUGCCAGAAGUCCUUCUCCAACUCGUUGGUUUGGCAUUGCGAUGGGUAGGAUAGACCGGACCAGUAAUGCUAAAGGCACUUCAACUAUGCUUCCCGGUGCCAAGCACCAAGUGAGGGCUGAGGCUUGCGCUUCCUCUGUUCCAUCAACUUCCGACAAAGCAGAUGCCAAAAAUAGGGCAGCAUCUACUCCGUUGAGAAGGUUGCUGGAGCCAUUGCUGAAGCCAAAGACAGGCAGUUCUGACAAUUUUGCUGGAUCAUUGCAGGGAGAUUCAACAUCUAGAGAUAAGCGUUCCAAAUCAGCCCCUAGGCGAGGAGAAUCUCUUACUCCAUACAUGAUGAAAGUAAAAUUAGAUUUAAAAGGAUGUAAAACAAUUGAAAUUGGUGAUCCAUCUCCUGCUGGGAGACAUGGACCCUCCACAAUGCGAGCUCUUCUGCAAGUAGCUAUCAAGAAUAGUGUUCCUCUAUAUAAAUUUGCAGCUGAGAAUGAAGGUAACGUUAUAGCAGCCACAAUGAAGCAGUCGACUUCAUCCACAAAGGAGAAGCACAAUUUGAUCUACACAUUCUUUACCAUCCAUGAAAUGAAGAAAAAGGAUAGAAGUCAUGGAUAUAUUCCUAGUGUCAUUGCACAAAUGAAGGUUUCUGAUGUUCCAUUCCCAGAUGUUAUUGGCCAGAAGUCAGGCUAUCAAUCAAUCAUUAGAGAGUUUGUGUUGUUUACCACGGGAGUAAAACAGGCAGGUCAGCAAACUGCAGACCCGCAGCUGACUGAUGAUGAGCUUGCAGCCAUUGUUGUAAAAUUUUCCCACAAGGGCACUGCAGAAGUUGGAGUGUGUUCUGAGACCCAAGACGUUAACAUGAACGUUAUUCUUCCCGGUGGUAAUCAUGGACUACCCAGAAAAGGUGAACCUUCUUCACUCAUUGAAAGAUGGAAAUCAGGUGGGUCGUGUGACUGUGGGGGUUGGGAUUUGGGUUGUAAACUAAGAAUCCUUGCCAAUCACAAUGGAAUGAGCAGGGAAUCCAGUUCAACUAAAGUUUCAUCAAAUGCUGAACAGUUUGAGCUUUAUCCUCAGGGAGAAGAUCAAGAAAAUAAGUCUGCCCUCAGGCUGAGUCCUUUCAAGGAUGGUAUCUUUUCUGUGGAGUACACCUCAUCUCUCAAAAUCUUACAAGCAUUUUCCAUUUGCCUGGCUGUUUUAAAUACUAGAAGAGAUGAAUUUUGCGAAUCCGCCAAUGCAUUUGGGGAGGAUUCUUCUCGACCCACCAUGGUGUCAAAUGUUUCUGACAGAGCCCAGGCGGAGUUUCCUGCCAAGCCCGUCUCAAUUCCACCACUUUCCCCUGUUGGAAGAGUCUAGAUUGAAUGCUUCAUAGUAAGUAGACGGGAUCUAAAUCAAGUCUGUAUAGUGUUUUGAUUUUUAUUAUCAUGAGUUUAAGAUCUUAGACCUAGCAAACAAAGGGUCAUGAAAAGCCAAAAUGGCUCAAAGUAACAAAGUUGAAGCUGUUUAUAGGAGAGCACAACUCAUGUUAGUAGUAGAGUUUCAUGUUAGUAGAGUUGAAAGAAGCAUUAUCAUGUGAUUGGCAUCUGAGGUGGAACAACCUAUUUUAUGAAUGCAUUUGGUGUUAGCUGCUGCAGA
Molecule: messenger RNA, 3743 nt
Organism: Ipomoea triloba (trilobed morning glory)
Lineage: Eukaryota; Viridiplantae; Streptophyta; Magnoliopsida; Solanales; Convolvulaceae
Exons: 4
Coding region: 1020-3464 (814 amino acids)
Source: RefSeq, a predicted model, not a curated record